This is a messenger RNA of Aspergillus wentii DTO 134E9, 2391 nucleotides long. RefSeq lists its product as uncharacterized. The coding region runs from base 1 to 2391 and encodes 796 amino acids. The record is from RefSeq and is a predicted model, not a curated record. Lineage: Eukaryota; Fungi; Ascomycota; Eurotiomycetes; Eurotiales; Aspergillaceae. The transcript is spliced from 2 exons.
AUGUCGACCGAUCCUCCGAAUGGUGUUUAUCCGGCCAAAGAGGAAAACGACUCGUUGUCCUCCAUCGAUUCCGAUGCUGCUGCGCGCGACAAGCCCGACGCCAGGGAUUCCCGACGACGUGCCUCUGCUGGCACCGCCACUCGGCGGUCGCGUCGCAAGAGAGACGACGACCAGGACGACAAGAAGGACAAUCCCAAACCCACCAAGGCUACAAAGGAAAAGGAGAAGGAGAAGGAGGUCAAGCCGCGUGCUCGUCGUCAACGGGAUAAAUCUUCCAACAACAACAACAACAACAACAACAACAACUCUCCCUCUACCAACUCCAAUGCUACCAACUCCCGCAAGAAACCCAAGCUGGAGCCCAACGCCAAUCAUGAGCCCCCCGUAGCCCCCAAUCUUCCGGGGCCUUCAGGGGCGCCGCAGCCGAAAAGCCCCCAGCCAACUGUCAGUCCUCCGGGCGCAUCAGUCCCCGCAUCGUCUAUUCCCCAGCAUCAACAGCAACAGCAACAACAACAGCAGCAGCAACAGCAGCAGCAACAGCAGCAGCAGCCCCUUCAUCCGCAUCAUCCUCAUCCUCACCAACCUCUUCAAUCCUCGUUGCCAGCCUACUCUAAUCCUACUCCGCCUCCCCCUGCUGCUGCUCCUUAUCCCCUGGCUCAAUCGUUUCCUCCCCGACCGCAAUCCCAACCUCCGCCGCCCGCCCCGCCCCAGAGGACCAGUGGUCAGAAUUAUGAUCCCAUUCGAUCGGCCUUUGGCACUACAUCUCCUGCGCCUACUCCCUCGGCCGUCAGUCCACCGACUCGAAACCUCUCUCCGCGUAAUACGUUCCGAGCCAGUGCCAGUGCCUCUCCCGCUAUUGCCAGUAUCAUCGAUCCACCCCAGCAGAGUGCCUCCAAGACGACCGUCUACUCUCCAAUUCCUCCGCGCACUUCGCCGGGUCAUAUCUCUUCUACCAUCUCUUCUCCGGCGGCUCAUCCCAUUGCUCCGACACCGCCUCAUCAUUCACUAGCUCCUUCGCCGUUACCGGCUGCCUCUCCCCAUGGAGGUCCUCUCAUGUCGCAGCAACCGCUGCCAACACACUCAUACGCCAACCACUCCCCCUACCAACCUCAACCUCAACACCAGUCACACCCUUCAGUACCUCCCCCUCCGCAGCAACAACAUCGGCAAGAAGAACACAAGCCAGAGAAGCCUGCUGCUGCGUCAACUCCACCAGAGUCUAAGCUGCAGUCGCAGCAAUCUCAGCAGGUUUCUGCGCCUGAAGCUCAAGAACCCGUGGCGAUGGAGGUAGAUACAGAACAGACCACUCAGUCAACCACAAAGACGUCUAAAAAGGAGAAGACCGGCACCACUGCUCCGUCUUCUAAACCUCCGUCACCCAAACCGGCCCGGACCAUCAAGGAGGCUCCUCCCCCACUCCCUCAGGGCUCCGGGCUGAUCUCCAACGCUCUGUUCGGUACAGAUGACAGCGGUCAGGCGUCUGAUUCUCGCACCACCCCGAACAUCAUCUUGCACAUCCCACUGCAGGGCACGGGAAACCGGAUCGUCAACUUCGCUCGUUUGGCAGAAGAGCAAUAUGGGUUUGCUGCCUUGCAUCCGCGGCUGGCCGCACACAAAGAACGGCUGGCGCGCGUUGCAGCGGCCGGGGCCGCCUUGGAGCGGAAUGAGAAGGGAGCCAAGGGGUUUUCGGCUGGGGAAAGUGCCGACGAAGAUCUCAGCUUUGAGGUUGACCGUGAUAGCGACUUGGACGGUGAUGUUUCCAUGGGCGGCAUAGCUUCGGGCCUCGCUGCGAGCACCAAUGGUGCCCCGACAGACGCAGCCGAUGGAAAGAAGAAGCGCCGCAAGAAGAAGAUGGAAGAGUACGACCGGGACGAUCCGUUUGUCGAUGAUAGUGAGAUGGCCUGGCAGGAGCAUGCGGCUGCAAGCAAGGAUGGUUUCUUUGUUUAUAGUGGACCCCUGGUUCCUGAAGGAGAGAAGAUACAGGUUGAACGGGCCGAUGGAACCAUCAAACGAGGCCGUGGUCGUGGACGCGGUGGACGAGUUCGCGGACCUUCGACUCCCCACCAUCAAGUACCUAUCGCUGCAGCUGUGCCAAUCUCACAAGAAACUGGCCUGCCACUGCGUGGCCCUGGUUCUCGUGGUGGCAGCACCACUCGCCGUCCCCGUGUGAGCAAGGCAGCUCGCCAGCAAAUGGAGCAGGACCGACAAGGAUCUACCCCCUCGACACCCCAGGGACGAGGCGGCGGCAGUGCCGGCCGUGGUGGAGGUUCUGCAGGUCGUGGAGGCAAGACUCCCUCAAUGGUUGAACUCGCUCCGGCUCCCAAGCCUAACCUGGCACCUGCACCCCAAGGUCCGAGUCCUUUGGCAGGACCAGAGUUGAUGAUGAAGUAA